This is a messenger RNA of Euleptes europaea (tarantolino), 3106 nucleotides long. It is a transcript of the gene SFSWAP, whose product is annotated as splicing factor SWAP. The transcript has 19 exons. Gene Ontology annotation, biological process: mRNA 5'-splice site recognition; RNA processing. NCBI's taxonomy places the organism in Eukaryota, Metazoa, Chordata, Lepidosauria, Squamata, Sphaerodactylidae. The record is from RefSeq and is a predicted model, not a curated record. Gene Ontology annotation, molecular function: RNA binding. The coding region runs from base 1 to 3087 and encodes 1028 amino acids.
AUGUACGUCGGUCGGGCGAGCGCGGUGGCGGCGGCGGCGGAGGCCCGGCCGGCGACGCCGCCGCGGAAGAUGCUGGCGGGCGGCGGCGGCGGGGGAGCGCUCCCGGGCGCGGCCUGCUCCUCCGCCCCGGCUGGGGGCCCUGCGGGCGGCGAAGGUGGCGGCGGCGGCAGCGGAGGCCGCGCGGAGUUGCUGGUCUUCGGCUACGCCUGCAAGCUGUUCCGCGACGACGAGAAGGCGCUGCAGCAGGAGCAAGGCCGCCACCUCAUCCCGUGGAUGGGAGAGGCCUCCAUCAUGAUCGAUAGGUAUGAUGGGCGUGGUCACCUGCAUGACCUUUCUGAAUAUGAUGCUGAGUAUUCCACAUGGAACAGAGAUUACCAGUUGUCUGAAGAGGAGGCUAGAAUAGAAGCCCUCUGUGAUGAAGAGAGGUAUUUAGCCUUGCAUACGGACUUGCUUGAGGAGGAGGCAAGGCAAGAGGAAGAAUACAAGAGGUUGAGCGAAGCUUUAGCAGAAGAUGGUACCUAUAACGCAGUGGGAUUCACUUACAGUAGUGAUUAUUAUGAUCCUUCUGAACCCACUGAGGAGGAGGAACAGCCAUCAAAAGCUAAACUUGCUGCAACCAGCGUCGAAACUGUAGAAGAAAAUGAAGAACCUUUUAUUGCUCCUUCGGGAUUGAAUGUACCCUCUGAUGUGGAACUGCCACCAACAGCCAAAAUGCACGCCAUUAUAGAACGGACCGCCAGUUUCGUCUGCAAGCAGGGAGUCCAGUUUGAAAUAAUGCUGAAAGCAAAGCAGGCUCGGAACUCACAGUUCGAUUUUCUGCGGUUUGAUCACUACCUCAACCCUUACUACAAAUUUAUUCAGAAAGCGAUGAAGGAGGGACGAUAUGCGCCCCCCUCGGAAAAGAAAAAGGAAGAGGAGGACAGAGCACGAGAUGCUGCCAAUCAAGACGACGACGACGAUGACGACGACGACGGAGAUAACUACCUGCAUCCGAGCCUCUUUGCAUCUAAAAAGCACAACCGACUCGAGGAGCUUAUGAAGCCUUUAAAGGUGGUAGAUCCUGAUCAUCCACUGGCUGCGCUCGUUCGUAAGGCUCAGGCUGAUAAUAACUUGGCUGCUGCGCAGUCAGCGGAAGGAACAGCUGUUCAGCCCUCGCAAAUAGAGUAUCCUUCAGAUCCCACCGUGGCGGCCAUGUAUUACAGUUACUACAUGCUGCCCGACGGGUCAUACUGCCUCGCCCCCCCGCCCCCCGGAAUCGAUGUUGCUACUUACUACAGCGGUCUGCCGGCAGGGGUGACCGUCUCAAGCACUACAGGGAUCGCCACCAUAACCGCGCCUCCACCUCCUGGCACUACCCCUCCACCGCCUUCAGAGGCGACUGACGACAGUAGCGGAGCCACGCCUGCAACAACUCCGGCAAGCGCCCUCCCUCCUGUGGUUGCCAUCAUCCCCCCACCCCCGGACAUUCAGCCUGUGAUUGACAAGCUGGCUGAAUACGUCGCAAGGAAUGGGAUUAAAUUUGAGACCAGUGUCCGUGCCAAGAACGAUCCAAGGUUUGAAUUCCUGCAGCCAUGGCACCAGUACAAUGCUUACUAUGAAUUUAAGAAAAGGUUCUUCCUCCAGAAAGAGGCCAGCGACAGCUCAAAGCAGGUGAUACCUUUGUCAGAGGAUGCCCCUGCCGAUCCUGCCAGCAUUGCACUGGUUGAAGCUCCGUUUCCUGCCGACUCCGGACCUGAAGAUGCAGAAUCCGCUGGUCAAGGAAAUAAUAUAACUGACCCAGCUGCCAAUGAUGGCAAACUGAUGAAAGCAUCAUUUGCACCGAUCAGCUUUGCAAUCAGAGCCAAAGAAAACGACAUGCUUCCCCUGGAGAAAAAUCGGGUGAAACUUGACGACGACAGCGACGAGGAGGGGGAAGAAGGGAAGGAAGGCCAAGAAAACACACACAGCACGUCCAGCAGCAGUGCGGCGUUUGCCACAUCCAGUAACGCCACUGAAGAGAAGAAGCCUCAGCUGACGCAGGAGGAGCUAGAAGCCAAGCAAGCAAAACAGAAGCUGGAGGACAGGCUGGCGGCUGCCGCCAGGGAAAAGCUCGCCCAAGCCUCCAAGGAAUCGAAAGAGAAGCAGCUCCAGGCUGAACGGAAAAGGAAAGCCGCCCUGUUCUUGCAGAACCUGAAGAAUCCCCUGGCUGAAGCGGAGGUGGAGAAAAUGGAGGAGAAUGCCUUUACUCUGGAGGCCGUCAAUAGCAUGCCGUGUGCUCUGUUGAGCAGCGUCAGGACGUUACCAGCCUUGGAAAUGAAAGUGUCAGAAAGACCUUCAAGCAAAAGCAGAGAUCUUCCCAGAGAGGAGGAGAAGGAAAAGAAGAGAAAGAAGCACAAGAAAAGAUCCAGGUCAAGAUCCCGGUCGCCCCCUUCCAAGUAUCAUUCGUCCUCGAAGUCCAGGUCUAGAUCACAUUCGAAAGUCAAGCACUCACUUCCCACCGCGUACAGAACUGUCCGGCAUUCCAGACUCCCAGAAUCCACAGGGACAUUGAGCAUGGAGCCAUGGCUGAGCAGCCCAUCCGUGGGAGCCGCCGCCGAGCGCAGGAGUUCUCCGGCAGCCUCGACAGCGCAAAGAUAUGACUGCCGGAGCUCAUUUGAGGGAGAUCCCGGUAAAACCUCAAGAUCUCGCUCCAGAUCGCCCCGGAGAAGGGCCCACACACCUGAGCGGCACAGAGAAGAAAGGGGUGUCCCGACAGCUUACCGGGUUAGCAACAGUCCAGGAAUGAGCAGGAGACGCUCCAGAAGCCCUCAUGAAAAGAAGAAAAGGAGAUCUCACUCCCACACCAAGUCCAAAGCAAGAUCUCAUUCUCCCUCCAUCUCGCCAGGCAAGCAGUCUGCACUUAAGAAUGCCACCCAUUCAGCCAGCGUCUCUCCUGUGGAGAGUAGAGGAUCCAGCCAAGAACGGUCCAGGGGAGUUUCUUUGGAGAAAGACGGCCAGAUCUCUUCAGCCAUUGUGUCAUCAGUGCAGAGUAAAAUAACUCAGGAUCUCAUGGCCAAAGUGAGGGCUAUGCUUGCAGCAUCCAAAAACAUCCCGACCAGUGCCUCCUGAGACCAGCGUUCUGGAAGAC